This is a messenger RNA of Tigriopus californicus, 5483 nucleotides long. Its product is annotated as rho GTPase-activating protein 45-like. Gene Ontology annotation, biological process: activation of GTPase activity; signal transduction. Gene Ontology annotation, molecular function: GTPase activator activity. The record is from RefSeq and is a predicted model, not a curated record. Lineage: Eukaryota; Metazoa; Arthropoda; Copepoda; Harpacticoida; Harpacticidae. The transcript is spliced from 2 exons. Bases 380 to 4420 code for a protein of 1346 amino acids.
GAAAGGAAGGAUGAGAACAAACGACGAGUGAUCAUCAGCUAAAGAAGCUAAAAGAAGGCCUUCUCCUCCUCCUCCUCCUUCUCCUUCUCCUCCUCCUUCUCCUCAUCCGACUUGCUCGCGAGGCCGUCGGAAGCACCGUGGACCUACUGAGUGACUGAGUGAGUGUGUGAGUGAGUGAGUGAUAUUGGUCUGCGUCUUCAUGCCUAGCUGCUUUUGGUGCUACUGCUUUUACUUGUGCUUCUGCUUCUUUUGAAUUCAAGUGCUCUGAACGGUGAGGUUCAUGGCGAAGUGGAAAAUUUCACAGAACAAUUGGUCAGAGACAAAAUGCGACCUGCCUCUUGAACAUAACACGGUGCAUGGUUUAUUCCAAGCCUAAACCAUGACCGAGGCCGCUGAAGGCCGGAGAAUGUCGUCAGGCCAGGAAACUCAACCAGGAACGGCCACGGUUCUAUCCGGAACCAACGACCCUCAGGCGAGUGGCGGGAUUGGAACAAACCACCACGGUGGCCAAUCUCCAAUAACGGCAACGAUAUCUCGUACCGGUGGGACAUCAGUGGCGACAACCGCCACGAGUGCAAUAACGAGAGGACCUGUGAUCGCCAAUGCCAAUAGUAGAUCGGUCUCCAUUGCGAGUGUCAGCUCGGAUGGUAGCAACGGCAGUUACAAAGUGGAUACCCUCAAUGCAGAUGUGAAGCACUUCAAAGAUGCCUUGGGUCGCUUGCGCCGAGUAUUCAGUCCGGACGUGGAUAUUCAUGAGACCAAAAGGGUGGCGUGUCAGGAAUAUCUGGGUGAAGUGCUUCGAAUCCUAAGAGCCAUGUUGGAAAAGUACCCCGUGCUUCAAUCCAAUGACCUAAUCCAGUCUGCAGGCUAUCUCAUUUCUCAAGUCAAGGAUUAUAACGCCCAAGAUGACGACUCAAUGGACGAACAAGUGUUCCAUAGAGCCUUGGAUUCUCUGGCUUACGCAUUUAGUAAUCGGGUGUCGGACUUUUUGACCCGCGACCUUGACUCUGCCUCCUCGUCCUCCAGUCGGGAUAAGUCUGCAUUGGGACUCGCGACCACCUGCCUGUUUCACGGAGAUGGUCUUGAUAAUUUCACCGAACUCAAGGAAGAAGUACUCAGCCCCGAGCAGAUUGAUGCAAUUCUUGUGAGACACGAUCAGGGCGUGGAUCAUGCCUUGCAAUGUGCGAAGAAAUGGGAAAAGUAUGCCAAGGAUGUCAUGGCAUACGUGGAGAAGAGAACCAAGUUGGAUUUGGACAGGGCGCGAGGACUGACUGCACUUGCUCAAAAUAUUCGGCCCAUUCUGAAAGAGGAAUCAUAUUUGCCGUUCCAAUCCAUCUACUGUACGGCUGUUGAUCAGGACCUCGAGAUGUGUGCCUCAACCCUUGACAUCUGUAGCCGUCUUCAAGGCAAUCGCUUUCUCGAGCCUUUGGCCAAUCGUCGUAGUGAGCACAAAAAGACCCGAAACAUGCUAAAGGAUCGAUGGACCCGAGAAUUGAAGCUGAUGCAUGACACCACUUCGAAUCUUCAAAAAGCCCAAUCUCUAUUUGUCGAAAAGAAGAAAGAGUAUGAACGAUGUCGUGAUGCAGUGCGGAUUGCUGAGCAGGGAGCUGAAAUAGGGGCCACAGGGGAGAAUAAGGUUGAUAAACGCAAAAAAUUGGCCGACGAGGCGUUGCAAAAGGUGGUGGAGAGUGAAAAUUAUUGCAAGCAGUGCGUCAUGGAAGCCAAUGACCGUCACAGACAGUUAGUGAUUGUCAAGAAAGAGAUCCUGGCACAGACCCGAGAGCUCAUACUUAAAUGUGAUCAGACUAUGAAGACGGCCACCGUGUCGUACUUUCAAUUGCAACAUACGCUUACAAGUCCAGUUCCGGUCCAGUUCCAAACGCUUUGUGAAAGAAGUCGUCUGUACGAGCCUGGCUCCCAAUUCAUGGAAUAUGUGCAAAGCAGUCUGCGUGAUCUUCCAACAUCGCCUAGACUGAUUGCCACCGGCAUGGAGCCUUUCAAUUUUGACUCGGAAGAGCACAUGCUCUAUUUCGAGCGACAGAAUCAAAACCACCCCAGAAAGAUGAGCUCCUCUCUCGACUUCGGUGACGACUUUGGCCAUGGGACGUACAAACUCCGAGGGGAUAAAGGAUCUAUUGCCAGUGGUACCGGACCCCUUAUGGCCUGGACUCCCUCGAUGGGACCUAUUGAGCCGAGUGACACUGACUCAAUGGAAUCCAGGGAGUCCGGCAAGUCCAGAGACACUUCACCUUCUUCCAGCCCAAUGGUUCCGUCUCGUCGACCGCCUCCGGGCAUGUUGGCCUCUUCUGAAGAAAUCGAAAAUGAACACGAACUUCCCAUCACCGUCACCGAUGCCCCUGCCCCCAGUGUGGGUGGGACUGGGAUUGGUGGUAGUAGUGGAGCGGGAGGUAGUGGUGGGGGCGGCGGCGGCGGCGGCGGCAGCGGCAGCGGCGGAGGGAGGAGUGGGAAUCUGGGGGCCGUACCCCGACGAUCUCUACCUCUGUCUCUGGCAGCCAAAUCUCAUCGAUUCCGAAAGUUACGCACACCCUCUCGAUGUCGCGAAUGUGACAGCUACAUUGCCAUCUUCAAGGGAGUAGAUUGUCAGGAGUGUGGUUUGUGUGCCCACAAGAAGUGUCUCGAACAUUUGCCUCUACUUUGUGGUCACAAGCGUCUGCCUCGAAAACUGCCAACCUUCGGGGUGGACCUCGGUCACCACCUUCUUGAAGUGGGUGCUCAGGUUCCGCCCAUCGUAAUCAAAUGUGUUAAUGAAAUAGACAAACGUGCCAUUCGAGUGGAGGGGAUUUAUCGCAAAUCGGGUGUCAAGCAUAAGAUUGACAAGCUAGGCCAGGCGUUUGAGAGUGCCCCUGAAUUAGUGGAACUUUCGGACAUUCAACCUCACGUCAUUGCGAAUGCCUUGAAGAAUUACAUGCGAGAAUUGCCGGAGCCUUUGCUCACGUUUUCCCUGUACAACGACUUCUUGCAAGUGGCCAAAUGUUUUCACGCGGAUGAUAAUUCGAAUUCAUUGGUAGACAAAGAGGAGUCGGCUGUUCAUGAGCUCACUGACCUGGUUCGAAAGCUCCCACGAAACCAUUAUCGCACCCUGGGAUUCUUGAUUCACCAUCUCAACCGGGUGGCAAUGGAGUGUGAAGUGAAUAAUAUGCCAGCCAGUAACUUGGGUAUUGUUUUUGGACCGACCUUGAUGCGGAGUGCCGAUGGUGCUUCUAGUCUUUCACCCCACUUGGACAAUGAUCAUCAAAACGCGAUCAUCAAGCAACAGUCCCGGGCCAUUGAGCUUCUCACCCUCCAUGCUAGUGCCAUUUUUGGGCCACCGGAAUCAGUAUUGCCCAAAGAUUUUGCUAAAUACACCAAGAGUGCUCCAGAUUUGGUCAAGCGGGCUUCUAUCAAUGUUCCGCCGUCGGCUUCGGAUAUCGUAUCCAGCCAAACGGAGCGACGAUCCAUUGAUACCCGAGAUGACUUCACUCUUCCCGGUCACAUUAGCGAAAGAGAGUCAAAUGAAGACUACAUCACCGACGAAGAUGAUGAUGCCGAGGCCAUUCCAGCAUGUUGGCUGCCUGACGAAUCUGCAAAAACCAAAAAAUCCCCCCUACUCAUACGGGGCACCUCCUCACCUCCUAAGAUCAUAAAGGCUUCCCUCAAGAGUUUUUCAGGCCUCGAGGGAGUCACCCCCGAGAGAUUGAGUACUCAAGAUAGCAUGGAAACUUCUCAAAGGCUCGCCAAACAGAUCUCUGAGGCCGGAGGGGUGCUCGUAGGAGGGAGUCGCAAGUCGAUCUCGCAUGACCACAAACAUCACCAGUCCUUUUUUGCCAAAAUGGGCAAAGCUGCUCAAAAACACUCGUUGGAUGAAGACUAUCUAGUUCCCCUCCCACCUCAGAGUACCUCUCAUUCCCACCCGGCAUUGUCGGAACGGGUCUCCACCGGGGACACGAAAAUGAACCUCCACGACGUUGCUUCGGAACCACAAUCCGCACCUGCUGAUGUCCUUGAUGGACCAGCCACCUCAGUCAUUACCUCCAGCACCUCUCCCGGGUCUGGUCGCUCAAGCCUAACCAUCCAUAACAUUGGUAACCGCUCUAGUUCACUCUCAGAGGAGCAUCAUGCCAUCUCCUCUGCCAUCUCGGUGGCGGAGCAACGCCGCAAGUUUCUGGCUGGAUCCAUAUCAUCGGACAGUACAAGUGCAGGAAGAGUUCUUCCCACUGCAAUCUCUUCCUCAUUAACCACCACAUCGUCAAUGUCGUCCUCGCUACCCACUUCAAUGAUCACAAACCUGGAAGAAAAUCGAGUCAAGAUCCAAGUGCCCGGAGGGAUCACGUCCAGCUUCUCAGCCGGUCCCUUGGGCGGGACCAAGCACCAUGGUCCCCUCACAAGGCAAACCUCAACUGAUAAGUCGCGCCUGAGCUAACUGGCGAGGCCACACAUAUCAUGUGAUCAAUUCUGAUGCGAAUGGACUGAGACUGAUGGUUAAAGAAAUCGUAACUCGCUGAAUGCAGCUGGUCAACUUCGUGCCAAGCCCCUCCCCUCCCCUCUCCCCCUCAAGAAAUAUAAACGACCGAUCCAUUGACUGAUUGGGAAAAACUCGAGGCUCAUUCUUUUCCUCUCAUCCCUCGUUUCUCCAAGUUUCGCUCGCGUUUUGUGCCAAACUAUAACCCAUCGGAAAUAUGCAAGAAGCAUGGAUGGGCCCAUAUUUAUCCUUCUAGUUCUUUAUUUCUCCAUAUCUAAUUCCCACGAUUAUUAUUAUUAUUAAUAGUAGUAGUAGUAGUAUCAUCAUCAUCAAUAUUAUUAUCAUUACUCUCAUUAUCAUCACUCAUUUGGUGCUAUUAUUUAGUUUUUCAAAUUAUCAUUCCUGCGAGAGAGAUUGCUUUACUCCUUGGAAAAGUAAAAUUUUCCUCAUUGAUUAUUUCGAAGUGCAAUCACUGGUUUGUCAUCGGAUUGCUCCUGAACUAUUGGAUCAGCAGCCUUCGUUCAUAUUCCAUCAUCCCAAAUGAAUUGCAAAUGACUUGGACAAAUUAUUAUGGCAUGAAACGAUCGCCAACAAUUUCUAUCCUCGUCCUUUGUCUCAAGAAAACAAAAAAUAGCUUUCAACUUGGGACCUCCAAAAUGGUUGAAAGUAAUCCGCAAUAUCCGGUUUUCAAGGCACCCCCCNGCCCCCCGUUAUCUUUAAUUUUUUUCCUGUCUUGAACAUGGCCUAGUUCCAUCUGCUGUCAUUUUUCAUUCUCAAGUUUGUCUUCGCCUAUAAGCCACUUUUCAUUCUUUUGAUUUCUGAUAGGGACCGUCCUUUCUACCUAUCACUGUUAUUAGAACUUGUUCAAUGCAACUCGAUUUUCUGAGCCUCAUUUAUCAGUUCGAUUGUCAUCGUUCAACGAAUCUAACUCAAAUAUCGUUCUCUCUGACGUUUGGGCCCAUUGGAAUCAGUAUCAAUGCUGAGAUCUUAACCCGUGCCCAAUCGAUACACACUUCACACGCCG